This is a messenger RNA of Pundamilia nyererei, 5636 nucleotides long. Its product is annotated as amphoterin-induced protein 3. The record is from RefSeq and is a predicted model, not a curated record. Gene Ontology annotation, molecular function: protein binding. The coding region runs from base 458 to 1735 and encodes 425 amino acids. Gene Ontology annotation, biological process: brain development. The transcript is spliced from 3 exons. Lineage: Eukaryota; Metazoa; Chordata; Actinopteri; Cichliformes; Cichlidae. Gene Ontology annotation, cellular component: membrane.
AGCACCGCAGGAUGUUUCUCGAGCGGCACUCUCAUUUGGGAAGAGGAGAAAAAGCCUGCUAGGGGGACCUUAAAGUUAGCUGAGGAGAACGGCGGGAGCCUUGAAUUAUUCCUCGAGCGCCUCGGGAGGAGGAUCCGAAAGGAGAUAAGGAUUAGACAGCUAUGUUGUGGGUAUUCAUUGAUGGGGAUACAACUCUGAAAGCGGGAAAACGAAAGAAAGUUGGAGUCUCGUAUUGUCGCUAAGCAGUUUAUUUUGGAUUUGUGGUUUGGCCGUGUGUUCCUUUCUUCAUUUUAUUUUUUUGGAAGGGAGAAUGAGAUUAACUAUCUGAACAAAAUUGCUCACUUGUCUGGGAGUAGUGUGAACUUUUCUCCUUUUGAGCUUUUAAUUUCAUAAAGACUUAAAAACAUUUUUGAAGGGAGAACCAGAGGGAUUAGAAACCUUGAAGGAUUCAAAAACCAUGACCUACGGACUAAAUCCAAGCCUUCUCUUGGCGCUGCUCUGUUUUCUCCACAGCACUGAGGAGACCUGCCCCUCCGUGUGCCUCUGUAUAUCCGAUACAGUAAGCUGUAGCUCCAGCGGACUUACCAAACUACCUCACUCCCUGCCCUCUUUCUCAAUAAGUCUCGACCUCAGCCACAACCAUGUCUCCUGGCUGAGUCCAGGCUGCUUCAACGGGAUGUCCAGGCUGGAAAACCUGCUGAUGGCGCACAAUCAACUCAAAGCCCUGAAUCCUGGAACUUUUCAAAACGUCUCUGGUCUCAGGCACCUUGACCUGUCCUCCAAUAAGUUUCGUGCGGUAGAGCAGCACUACUUUCAGGGGCUUUGGAGGCUGGAGGAGCUCCUUCUCUUCAAUAAUAAGAUUGCACGGGUAGAGGCCGGCACACUGAGUGGCCUGAGCAGCUUAAAAAAGGUCUAUUUCAGCCUCAACCAAAUCACAGACUUCCCUUUCUUCUCAAUCCAAGAUCACACUCAUCCAUUCCUGAGCAUGUUAGAUCUCUCAUCCAACCGACUGACCCAUCUGCAAUGGGAGGAUGUGAAAGCUUUACCCAGGUUGGUGCAGCGGGGCCUGUAUCUCUACAACAACUCUCUGAUCUGUGACUGCUCCAUGUACAGCGUGUUUUGGCACUGGGACCUGAGGGGCUAUGACUCAGUGAGGGACUUUAAGGAGGAGCAUAUCUGCUUCAUUAACGGAGACCUACGAUCGUCCAUCCAAUUUCUACAACAGAACCGAUUCUUCCUCAACUGCACUGUGGAAAAACCUGUUUUGCAGCCCGUAACAGUUCUCCUUUCCAACGUGUUGGUUUCAGAGGGAGAAAGGAUGCGUCUAGACUGCCAAACAUCCCUGACGAGCACAGAUCUCUCCUUUACGUGGCUCUCCCCAAGCAAGGGGCACAUCACCAAGGCCAACAUAGAUGAUAAUCUAAUUAAGCUGCUUCCUAAUGGUACUUUGGAGAUCCGAGCAACCAAGGUCAAUGACUCGGGACUGUAUGUGUGCACAGCUGUGGAUAUUAAACAGGCACUGAAUGCAACUCGGGAGGUGAACGUGACGGUGCUGCUGCCCACGGCAGAGUUAUUCAACACUGGCUACACAACGCUGCUCGGCUGUAUGCAAAACAUGCUUCAAAUGACAGAAUUACACACUCCAACAACAGAGAUGAAAGAUGCUAAAGAAAAGACUCUCAUGCUCCGCACUGAAGGAACAAAGUACAUGGGUGAGAGGGUUUUUCCUGCAUAAAGACAUUUUUGGCACACCCCCCGCAGAGGUUUUUAGCCAGCCCCCAAAGGAAAAUCAACCAGCACCAAAUGAUUAAGGGACUGAGAAUAAAAGUAGCAAUUUAAAUCCUCUCUAAAAGAGCUUAAUAACACUUUAUCAAACAACCACUCAACAAGCAACGUGUCUUUUGAAUUCCAGGGGUCAGGUCCCCUCUAGUCCACAGCUUUACAAUCUUUUAGAACUCAUUCAAACCAGUUUUGUUCAUUGGAUUUCAUUUACUUAACCCUGCAUCAGCAUAUUGGCCGCAUUUUAUCAAAUGGUUGGAAAAAAGCCUGAAAAUGCACAUUUUUCUUAUGACUUAUGGCCUCUACCGUAUGUAGAUCAAUCAGGCUUUAUUGCUGCGUAUAGUCACCCCACAAAGGCCGUUUCAGAGCCUAGAAAAAACCCUGAGGUUGACUGCAUAAAAGAGCUAAGACAGCAUAUAGCUGGUCGAUGAUGAAGGGAACCCUGCCGAGACAAACAGCAGCCUCAAAAGAAACAAAUCAAUUUUCUUCAAGUCUAAGCAUCCAUAAUGUUUUAAGAUUGUAGCUUAAUCUUAAUAAAAACACUGGGUGGGACUAGGGAUUGCAUCAAGAUUGAAAAGGAUCAGAUGUAAUCCUUCAUAUAAUGUCAGGGACAAGUCAUCAGUAACUGCGUGUAUUACAAAGCAGAGCUUGUCAUUGGAGUUAGGGCCUUUGAUUAUUUUGAAAUCCUUAAUUAAAACAUGACUCCUUUUAAGAUAGAGGCGACUAAUAUUGUUGUGCAGCUUAUAUGUAAAUUCAAGUUCAAAAGGAGGUGGGAAAUCUGAUAUCAAAUGGCCAACGGUGCAUGAAAGUGGAACAGACUGGCUCUUUGACAGCGAUGAGUUUCAUCAGUAUUAAACUCACAGGGAUUAACCCAAAAAAAUUCGUGAGACUAAGGCUGCAUCCAUAAUAACACUUUUUUUGUUUUGUUUUAGAACAAUGAAAACAACUUUGGUUUUAGAACAGCUUACAAAAUAAUCUCUGAAUAUACUAACACGGCUGUAAAUGGACAUAAUAUCGUGCAUUCACAACAUGGGCGUGUGUGUAUCAGCGUAAACAGGAAGGAGAGGACUGGGUGCUGGGAGAAGAAUACUGAAAAGGAUGCACAACAGCGGGGAAAAGUUAGGGAAAGGUUUUUUUAACUGACAGAUGAUGAGGUAGAAAGUAAUACACGAGCAUAUGGUGUUCAUGGACAAAGCAGUAAAAGGUUACAAUAAGAGUAAUCGUAAAGUUUCUGCCUGCCCAGAUACCUACAAAGGAUUAGGAGGGAUUAGGAGAAUUAGGGCCAAAAUAAUACAAGUAUUAAAUUUAAAGGACUUUUUUAUCUUGUGGUUUUUUAUUAUAAGGAUAAAGUCAAAAUUUUGUAACAUUUCAAGAAUAAAGUAUAACAAGUUAGAAAAAAGUUGUUUCGAUUCAAACUACACCUGCUAGUAAUUGGCAACAUCUACAAAAUAGUCUUCUUCUUUCAGCUGCUCCUCUUAGGGGUCACAAUGGUGGAUCAUCUGCCCCCAAUUCACCUUAUCCUUAGCAACCAACCCUCUGCAUGCCCCUCUUCACUGCAUCCAUGGACCUCAUCUGUGGUCUUUCACUUUUCAUCCUGCCUGGCAGCUCCAUAAUAACCAUCCUGUGCCCAAAAUAUCCAUGAACUUUCCUCUGUGCAUGUCCAAACCAUCUCAGCCUUGCCUCACUAACUUUGUCAUGAUUGCCCCUGCCAAAUGCCUUGCAUAUAUUAAGAUAAAUCAUACUUUAGACUUAGUAAUGGGGAUAUUAUUUCACUUUUAGCACAUAAAGUGUGGUAAUAACUACUAGAUCUAUGAGAGCUGACUUUAUUUUUGACAUUACCACUUUAUUCUCAAAGUAGCACCUGAACUUUAUAAAAUUAUAGGGUUUUUUUUCUAAUUAUAAAAUAAAAUCAGUAGCGUUUCCUGAAGUUUGAAUUUUAAGGGUCCUUUAUUGAUGAUGCUGUGUGGACCUUAGUCAGAAACGAUGAGCCGUGAUAGAUCACCGUGCUAUAAUGCACUACUCUAUUCAUGACACCAUCACUGAUCGAGUAUCAAACGUUUUCAGUGUGGUAAGCAUCCUUUCUCAACAAAGAUUACAUAAGACGUUGCUGUGCGCCUGUAUGAUGUAACGUCUUGUAUCUUGUUUUUCAGACACAGUGCACUAGAAACAUUAAAUGGUGCGAUGAGUUGGAGUGAGAUUUCAGGAGAUUACCACAAGGAUAAAAAAACCAGGUUCUUGGUGAAUUGCACUGUUUUUAAAUCCUUCUAAUCCGCUCUCUGACGCAGCAAACACAGCUGGGUUGGGAUUUAUUGUUUUUCUCAUAUGAUUAGAUUAGAUUAACAGGUUAAAACAAAGAGGACAUGUUGUGAGCUUUUCAUGGAGGGCUUUCCAUUUCGCCGAGGGUCCACAGGUGAUCCUGGUUAUGCAAGCUCACUCCAGCUUUAGGAAAUAAACCUCAGUGUAGGCAGGAUGUCAGAGUCAGGAUGAGCGAAGCUGGUAUCCUAAAGCUAUUUGGAAUCCAGCAUUUUAUUUUAACCUUGUGACAACAAGUACUUAACUGAUAAUGGGAGGCCUCAACACUGCGUUGCAAAAAUGGAAUGAAUGAUUAUUGUGCUUUUUCCAGUUCAUUUCAGACAUGAGGAGGUAGUCAAGAGGCAGAUUUGGUUUGCCGAAAUCAGGACCCUUCCAGCAUUUCAUGUUUUGUUUAUACUAACAUUUAACCGCUGAUGGAAAGUCCUGAUAAUAACACUGUAAAAUAAAUAGCUAAUUUCCAGCAUACAAAAAAAAUGCAACUCUGUACAGCUCAGUCUUUUUGCUCCCUGCAAAUCAUCCCGAGGCAUUCUGACAAAUUACCCAGAUGUAAAGGAAGCAACUCCUUAAUGCUCGAAAAGAUGUCCUUCUCCAAAGCGAAACACUCCAUCAGGCCCAAAUUAAAGCAUGUACUUCCCCUUUCCAGAUUAAUUGUUUUCCCAAGUUCGACUGGGCUCCCAGGGAUUCGAAAUCAUCUUAGUCAAGAAUCUAAUUACUGUGAAAGAGGAGUUUUAGUCUGAAUAGCACGGGUUGAAUUGCUUUCAUUCGUGGAAGGCAGCCUUGACUGUCAACACAGGCUAUUACUGAACUGUCAAAACAGUCAUCAGGCAAGAGUGGAGGCAUCCAGCUGUGUUAGAUACAUACUCAUUUUUCAAAUGCUGUGACACCCACAAACACACACUCCCUGUGUCACCUACAAUCCUUAUUUUAUUCUAACUGGGCACCUAACUUGGAAUAUGCGCUUGUGAAAAGCUACUGACUACGCUACAUUAUCUUUUUUUAGGAGGUAGGUCAGUUGCUUCCAAAAAAAGCCUAAAAUAAAUGCACACUGCUACACCAGACAACAGGCUGUUCAUCAUACCUCUGAGCUGAAUGCGAAUGCAAGCCACGUUCUGUGUUUUCAAAGCAGUGAAAAGCAGCGGGAUUUCCAGCAGGGAUCUGGUCUCAAUCAGAGCACUGUGGAGUACAUAGCAUAUGAAUAGUUCCUUAAUCAGACCUACAGGCCCGUCACAUUUCAUUGCAAACAAAUGAGUAUAUGCUCUUAAGCAGCAUAUUUUGGAGCAGUCUCCUGGCUCACUGUGUCUCACCAAGUAGAAUUUAGAUGGACAUUAUAGGAUCUGACAAUCAAAAUGACCCAGUGUGUUUCAAGUUUUAUACCGCAGCCCAUGACUACGUUUUUACAACACUGUCUUGUCUAUUUAUUCUUCCUUGGCAUUCAGUUGUAUUUUUUUCCCACUGGCUUUAUUGUACCUGUAUCAUGCUGUACCGGUUCUUUUGUUAUAACGUGUCAUACUUGUCCACUAAAAGACAACAAUAAACUUUGAUGA